UUGAUUUUAUGCCGUAACUUUUAUUCAUGCAUGAGUUUAAGAUUGCACCUUUAAAAAAUCAAACAAAACUGUACCACCAUACAGUAUUUCAAAGAAUAAAAUUUGCAUUUAGAUAAAACUAAUUGUCAGUGUUUUCCUCUAGCUAGCUGGCUAAUCUAAACAGUAACCAAUGGUUAGCUAGCACUAGCUUCUGAGAUAACGGUAGCCACAUAUUGCCGAACGCUCAUUCAUUCAUAAACUAGCUACCGGCCACUGCAGAGGCCGAACGGGAUCUUUCCUCAGUCAAAGGUUCUGUCAGCAAAGGACAUCAGAGGCGGUGUUUUGCAGAUCUCCCAUCAGGUCACCUGAGGUGAAUGCUACGGACCUAAGUGAACUGGGGGCUGGCGGAGAGGUCGGCAUGACGGUGGCCAGGCCGGCGAGAGGCGCUACGGUCUAAACGAGCAGCCGCGACGGGAGUGGGGCCCUCCCCCAACCCCGGCGGGGGGGGAGGGGGAUGGCACGGUGGACAGUGCACCUCGAGGGUGGGCCGCGGAGGGUCAACCACGCGGCGGUGGCUGUGGGGCACAAGGUCUACUCCUUCGGGGGAUACUGCUCGGGCGAGGACUACGAGACCCUGCGGCAGAUCGACGUGCACGUCUUCAACGCAGUGUCCCUGAGCUGGAUGAAGCUGCCGCCGGUGAGGACCGCCGGGCGCGAGCACGCCCGGGAGGUGCCCUACAUGCGCUACGGCCACACGGCUGUGCUGAUGGACGACACCGUCUACAUCUGGGGGGGCAGGAACGACACGGAGGGGGCCUGCAAUGUGCUCUACGCUUUUGAUAUCAACAGUCACAGGUGGUUCACUCCCACGGUUUCGGGGACAAUCCCAGGAGCGAGGGACGGCCACUCGGCCUGUGUCCUGGGGAAGACCAUGUACAUCUUUGGGGGAUACGAGCAGCUGGCUGACUGUUUCUCCAACGACAUCCACAAGCUGGACACCACGACCAUGACCUGGUCGUUAGUCAAUUCAAGGGGUACCCCAGCUCGGUGGAGAGACUUUCACUCAGCGACCAUCAUUGGCACCAAAAUGUAUGUGUUCGGGGGCAGGGCGGACCGCUUUGGCCCUUUCCACUCUAACAACGAAAUCUACUGCAACAAGAUCAAAGUGUUCGACACCCAGACCAACUGCUGGCUGGACACCCCUUCCACACAGCUACUGCCAGAGGGAAGGAGAAGUCACUCGGCAUUUGCCUUCAAUGGAGAGUUGUACAUAUUUGGAGGCUACAAUGCACGUCUGGAUCGGCAUUACAAUGACCUGUGGAAAUUUAAUCCAGAGACAUUCUCCUGGAAGAAGGUGGACCCCAAGGGCAAAGGGCCCUGCCCUCGUAGGAGACAGUGCUGCUGCAUGGUGGGGGACAAGAUCAUCCUGUUUGGAGGAACCAGCCCUUGUCCAGAGCAGGGGAUGGGUGAUGAGUUCAACUUGAUGGAUCACUCUGAUCUGUAUAUCCUAGACUUCUGCCCUGAUCUGAAGACGUUAUGCAAACUAGCCGUUAUUCAGUACAGCCUGGAGCAGUCUGGACUGCCACAUGACAUCAGGUGGGAGUUGACGGCCAUGACCACCAACAGCAAUAUCAGCCGCCCCAUCUUCUCCUCUCACGGCUGAAAGUCCGCUGGACCCCCAGAGCCGGAGGAAAAGGGAGCGAUGCGCGCACUUUUUGGUCCCGUUUGAGGAACUUUGUCUUUUUUAACCGGUGUGCAAAGGGUGUUUCUUCACGUUUCAAAACUGGCAUAGGAAUUUCUCCAGAGCCCUCACUCUCCAUAUACGAACACGCAUCGACUUUUCCUCUGCGGCCACUAUGGAACUCUAGAUUUUAAGGAAAGUUACAUGCACCUGGGUUUUGCGUCUGUUAUUUUUAAGGUACAUGGUAGCGGGCAUUCUGAGGGAGAAACUGACUUGAACACAAAUCAUCGCACAGUGUUAAUUGAAGUGCUUCUUCCAAUUAUGAGUGAGAAGAGCUGUUGCAACAUGUCAACCAUUUUUGUUUGUUUGAUUUUUUUCCCGGUCCAUUCAGCAUCAUGCAUUUGAUCCAAAAAAAAAAAAAAAACAAAAAAACUAGCAAUCCUCACGCAAAGAAAGAUCUCCUCAACCUUGUCCUCAUCAGACGGAUUGUUGAUAAUCAAGUUGUCGCAAAUGACUCGUUUCUGUCAGAAAGGCACGUACAGAGGCACGUCGCACGCUCUUCAAUCACAAGGAUUUUUCGGCGGGAUGAGGGUAAUGAAAUGUCUUCCAGGCUCAUGGGCUUAAAAGCAAGGACUCACAAUCUACACUAUCAGUUAACCCAUUAUGUUGCCGUGUUCUAUGAUACCAAUGCAGUUUCUGUGACACACUGUUUUAGAAGAGAUCGUCGCUCAAAUUUCUGUUCAUAUUUUCACAGCUCCUUUCACAAGUAGUUCAGGAUUUGUGCAAAGUUGAGAGCGAGAGAGCCUUUCGGAGGAGCGUCGUGGCCCUCAGUGUGUCAGGCACACACUGUACACUACAGUCUGUAGCACUCAAACACACACACACACACACACCCUCACACACACAUACAG
Megalops cyprinoides (Indo-Pacific tarpon) is the source of this 2571-nucleotide messenger RNA. RefSeq names its product kelch domain-containing protein 3-like. The coding region runs from base 494 to 1642 and encodes 382 amino acids. NCBI's taxonomy places the organism in Eukaryota, Metazoa, Chordata, Actinopteri, Elopiformes, Megalopidae. Gene Ontology annotation, molecular function: chromatin binding; protein binding. Gene Ontology annotation, cellular component: cytoplasm. The record is from RefSeq and is a predicted model, not a curated record. The transcript is spliced from 12 exons.